AUGAGUAUUAGUCUGUAAAAUUAUACUUAAAUUCUGUUGCCGUUUCGUGAAUCAAAAAGGACAGAAAUUAUCAAAUCCGCAUAUAAUCCUCAAGCAAAUACAAAUAAUCAGGGCUUAGGUGCAGGAAGUGCAAACGGAACUUCUGAAGAAAGAAAAAGCAAUUAAUAAAAUAAUUAAAAUAAAACAUAAGUGUAUUAGAAGAAGCCGAAAUUACUAGUAUGUAAUGACUAUUUAGCUAAAAGAGAAGACAGUACAUUAAUUAAACAUUAUAUAAAUCAUAUAAUUAUAUAAUAGCUAGAAUUAUUUCCUUCAUUAGGAACAUAAUUUAGAAGGACUCCAUAUUAAUAUACCAAGUAUAAUGAAAGAAUGGGAGCUUUCAUGAAAGCUUUAUAGGAUCACAUUGCAAAUGCUCCAAAAAUCUUUGAUGAAUUAAAAGAAAAUCUUUUUGAUGAGAACCCAUCUUUAAAAAAUAUAAAUGCCAAUACUUAAGAAUACAUUUUAAAGCAUCCAAUUAAAAAAUAGAUUUUUUCUAUUGGUGAAAUAAUAGAUGAGGUUACUGAUAGCUCUUUUUAAAAUAUAAUUUAAGUUUUGGAUUACUAUAAUUUAAGAAACCUUAAUCCUGCUGUGCUAAGUGUAUGCUAUGCAAAUAUGAGAGUUUUAGAAAAGAAUGGAGGAACUGUGAAUGAUGUUCCUAAAUUGUCUUUUAUUUAAUUAGGCUUAUAAAAAUAAGAAUUAAAUAAACAUUUAAUUUUUUAUAAUGCUUUCUAGAAUUCAUAAUUUAAUCAAAAAAAAGAUUAAUUAACCAACAUUUAGUAUAUUAGUAUGUACCAUUAAGAAAAUACUAAGAGUGAAGAUAAUUAAUAAUCCUCUGAUACUUCUCUAAAAAUGGAAGGUAAUGAAACACUUGAGCCAAACUCAAAUUGUUUUGAGAUUGCAAUUAAUGAGUAUCUUAACAAAUAAGAUGGAUCAAAUGCUCAACUUGAUGAUCUUUUCAUUAAAAAUGAGUAAAAAUGCCCUAAAAUUAUUGGUUAAAGCGAGUUUUUGUACCUUUUUGAAUAGGUUUUGAGGCUUGUAAGACAUCACAAACCAAAUUAUAUAAUUUUUUCAUAUGAUUUUUCUUUAACAAAAUCUCAUAACCACUAUUAUAAUUUAAAACCAGAUGUUUUAGGAUAUUUCAGUUACAUGCUUUCUUAAAUUUCUAAUAAUCAUGUAUUAUUUGUAGCAAAUACUAAAGACGAAAAUCACCUUUUCCCAAAACAAUUAGAGUAGCUUAGCUCUUAAUAAGAAGUAGGUGUAACUUAAUAAAAAUUUGAAGGGCUUGAUUCCUUUGAUAAUACAACCAAUUACCUUUCUAUUUCAAAAGUAAAAGAUCUAUCAAAAAUUGAAGAAAAAGAUGGCGUAUAUUAAAAUUCUAGUGAAGACGCAAAAGAUAUUGAUAAGACAAGCUCAUAUAAUUAAAAUUAGAAAGCUAAUUUAUUUGAUAAAAGUGAGGUUUUAGUUUAAAAUAAUAAUAAUAUUAUUUAAGAAUCUCAAACUGAUAAUAUAACUAUUCCAUUCAAAAAUUAAUAAAAAAAAAAAUUUGUUUUUUAUACAAGUGACUCUACAUAGUAAACAGUAACUAGUAUAAAUAAAUUAGCAAGUUGGAUGAAAACGGAGCCAUCACAAACUGCGUAUUAAAAAUAUUUAACAUAUUGUUAUGAUAAAUUCUAUUGUAAUAAUUUUAGUUAAGAUGAAAAAAGAAAGUAUUUAGUUCAAAAACUUCUUUUAAUAAACAAAAAUUUAUACCAAAAUAUACAAGAACAGUUAAAUUCAAUAUUUUUUAGUCUAUUCGAAACUAUUAAUUAUAGAAAGAUUAUAUUGAAGUAAAAUUUAAAAACAGCUAUCCAUGUAUAAGUCUAAUUUAUGAGUAGUAUUACAGAAUAAAUAAGAAGAUCAGUUAUGCCUAGAAGAUCAUAUUCCAACUAAGAAUAGCUGAAAGGAGUUUAAAAGGUAAAAUGGACCCUUCAGCAAAUAAAAAUUCAUGAUUAUAUGAAUAAGAUUAAACAAAUUAAGCACAUUAUUGAUUUUGUAUCUCACUCAAACGGUGAAAAAGUGAAUCUCCUAUAGAAAUUUUCAAAACAAAAUAAAUACACUGAGGUUCCAAAAGGCGAAGGGAUAGAAGAAGAAAUAAAGGCUAAUUCUGAAUCUAUGAUAAUAAAUGUUAUGCAAAAAUAUCCUUAAAAUUCUGAAAUGUAUGCUUAAACGUUGGUAAGUGAGUUAAAACGAAAUGAAUUCGAUAAGCUCUAUAGUGACCAAUUAAAAGUAAAAAUUAUGCUUAAAAGGUACACUCAAGCCCUCCUAAAUAAUUGGGUUUAUGAUUUGAGACGUAAAAAAAAAAUUUACCUCCAUAUCUUAAAUCUAUAAGAUAGAGUAGAUUAAGAGUUGAAAUUCUUCUACACAGAACAUAGUUAAUAUGUGAUUGAUUAUGACUACGACAGCUAAAAUAGAGAUCAAAGUAGUAGUAAAAUAGCAAUUUACUUUUUUAAUGUUUAGAGAGGUAAGCACUUUAAAAAUUAUGUUCUGACAGAGUAUAGAGAAAAUUAAUUUAUUUAAGAAGAAAUUAAAUACUCUGUGCAAAAAGUUUUAGAUGUAAAUUGGAAGAGCACCCAGCCUUUAAGUAGUGUAUCAUCAUAAAACACACUUCAUUUAAUAACUGGCAAAUCUUAAUAAGGUGAUACAACUAGACCAAUAAUCAAUUUAUAAAAUUAGUUAUCAUCAUAAGAUGGAGUUACAGAUAAGUUUUAAGUAGGUAACUUUAUUUAAAAUGGCUAGUUUGAAGGAUACAUUCAUUAAGAGAGUUUAUUAGAUUUAGAAAUUUUCAAUUCAUCUCUAUGUAUUACUGAUUAAUUUAUUGUUAAAAUGUUUGGAGAGGUUAUCAAUCCUACUACAUGGAAGUAAAAAGAGUUUUCAAAGAUGAUAUUUAUUGUACCACGUAAGCAAAUAAGUAAUUAUCCUGAUCAAAACGAUUAAUAAUUGUAAUUGAAGCUGCUUGAACCUUACUCAUAAGAAAAUUUCAUUUUUAAUUCACUUCCGAGAUCUGGAUGUGUAUGCGUCUACUAAAAAGAGGAUAAAAUUGAAAAAAUAUAUGUGUUUGGUGGUAUUUCAUAUAACGGCUAUUUAUGCAAUUUUAUUGAAGAAUAUGCUGUGGAUAAUAGAUAAUAAUAGUUAUUGUUUUUAAAAGUUAACUAUAAAAAAUUAUCUUAAAAGACUUUCCGUCCUCUCUUUUCUCCUUUUACUUUUACUUAUAAGCAGCACGUUUACUUUUUAGGAGGUGAAAUUGAUAAAAAUCUCAUACUAAGAGGAUUUAAUUAAGUAUACCUCCAGCAAUACAGCUUUAAAGAAUCUCAAUUCAAAUUAGUUUAAACACUUAAAAGAAAAGAAAUACCAUCAAAAUUAAAUUUAACAAAUAUGGAUUAGAAACUGCACUAAAAAGAAUUUUUGAAAUUUGCAGAGAUCAUUCCUUUCUAAGCAGUUAAUUUAAAUGCAUUUUAUGACGAAAAUAAUCAAAUUUAAUGGUUUGCUUUGUUGGGAAAAUGCAAUUCUGCUAUAGAGUAAAUUUUAGAAAAAACAACUACGAUAGAAAUACAGCUUCAAAAUUUGGUAGAAUCUCUUGAUCCAAACAAAAAAUUAAUGAUAGAAAAGAAUAUAAGAAUUGAAACUACCUUAGAAGAUGAAACGCAACAGGAACUUAGACUAAAUGAAUACAAUAGCUCUAAAACUUUCUUUUUGUCAUCUUUUUAAGCUGACUAAUCUUCAUUUUUAGCCACUUAAAAUAAAACAAAUGAAUAGUAAAAGUAGCCAUAAGCUAAUUCUUAGCCUGCCGAAGGUUCAAAUUAACAUUAGAAUUAACCUACUAAUAAAAAUAGCUAAUCAACAGCUUCAAAUAUUAAAAGUGAUGAUUAAACAAAAAAAGAUAGCUUGACUAAGGAUAUUGAACAAAAAACAAAAAUAAAUAAAAAUAUUCUUGCUUAAUAAGAAGAUAAAACAUUAAUUUAGAAGGCACAUUAAAAAGAGAAAUAAUAAGAAAAAGUUUAACUUGAAGAUAGUUAAAAAAUGUUAGAUGAAAGCUCAUCUAUAAAAAAUAAGGAAGAUCCUAUUAAUAAGUUAGAAUAAUAGGAUGUCUAAAAUGUUAAAGAUACUAAACACAAGAAUUUUAAAGAUUUAGUUGAUAAAAUUAAUUUUAAAUCAAAAGGUUUACAGUUUGAAUCUUAAAUUAAUCUAGCUGGAUGUCAUGAAAACACAGGAAAAGCUUCAUAUUUAAAUCCAGUUUAAUAGGAAUACUACUUUAUUUAAGAUGAUAAAUAAAUCCCAAAAUACUUCCUUGUUUAAAAUUAUUUUAGUAAAUUAAUUAACAUUCUAACUGGGGAUAACACUUAAAAUCAGUUUUAAAUUGUACAAAAAUUUUAACUGACUAUCAGAUUUAACGAUGAAGACUUUAAGGACUCCCUGCUAUCUAAUUAAAUGCAUUUUCUUACAUUCCAUUUCAAUAUGGAUAGGAAGGUAUGCAUAUUUUACAAAUCUCUAUCACUUGAAGAGUACACAGAACUCUCGUAAUCUUAUCCUAAUUUCAGGUUCUAUAAUUCUGUCUUUAAAUGUUAAGUUAGAUUUGAUUAAAAUAAGUUGAGUAUGCUCAAUUUAUAAGAUGAAGGAAUAGAGACUAUAAACGAAAAUUUAGUUAAUAGAUAUAUUAUAUGUGAUUAGGAAUAUAUUUAUUUAAUCAACGGAACAGACUACAAAGAUCCUAAUAUUCCAUACAAUAAACUAUCUCCAUGCGAGCGUGUCAAUAUAAAAACAAAAAUAGCUGAAAAAAUUGAUGAUUGCAUUUAUUUAGAUUGUAAAAAGUCUUAUAUUCUCUAAAAUAAUAGCUAUAUAUUUUACAUAGGAUUAUAUGAAAAUUAAGAAGAUUUCGGAACUGAGGAUGAAAAAAUAGAAUCUGAAAAAGAAGAACAAAGUGAAGAAAGCGAAGAUGAAGAUGAUGGAUAAUCUGAAAAAUUGAUUGUGUAAAUUUUUGAUAAGAAAUAAAAAGUAUGGAAAGUAAUAAGAUUAUCUUAGUGCAAAGAAAUUAAUAAUAAAUUCUUAAAUUUUACCUUUUUAUUGGGAAAUUAAGAUAAUAAGUUAUUUGCUAUCAACACUAAAUUUUCCAUUAAAAAAAAAGAAACAAUUGCAAACCAUGAAUUAACUUUUGACUUAAACAGAUGUAGCUGCAUUGAAGAGAUCCUGCAUCUCCCCUUCAAUUGGAAAUCAUAAAAAUCAGUUGAUAUUAUUAGAUCGUUAUAUUACUCUGCAACAGCCUAUGCUAUGUUACCAACUAAUCCUGUUACCUAUUCAAAUAUAUCUUUAAUUCCUAAAUUAUAUAGUAAAAAUUGA
Molecule: messenger RNA, 5406 nt
Organism: Tetrahymena thermophila SB210
Lineage: Eukaryota; Ciliophora; Oligohymenophorea; Hymenostomatida; Tetrahymenidae
Exons: 2
Molecular function (GO): protein binding
Source: RefSeq, a predicted model, not a curated record